Messenger RNA from Vanderwaltozyma polyspora DSM 70294, 615 nucleotides. RefSeq names its product translocation channel protein TIM22 (gene TIM22). Gene Ontology annotation, cellular component: TIM22 mitochondrial import inner membrane insertion complex. Gene Ontology annotation, molecular function: transmembrane protein transporter activity. NCBI's taxonomy places the organism in Eukaryota, Fungi, Ascomycota, Saccharomycetes, Saccharomycetales, Saccharomycetaceae. Bases 1 to 615 code for a protein of 204 amino acids. Gene Ontology annotation, biological process: protein insertion into mitochondrial inner membrane. The record is from RefSeq and is a predicted model, not a curated record. The transcript has a single exon.
AUGGUUUACACUGGAUUUGGACUGGAGCAAAUUUCUCCACCACCUCCAGACAAGUCAUUUAGUGAAAUGACACCAGAUGAGCAGGGUGAAAAAGGUGCCAAGAUGAUGAUGGACUUUAUGACAUCUUGUCCUGGUAAAUUUGUUAUUAGUGGUGUUACUGGUUUUGCUCUGGGUGGUGUUUUUGGUCUUUUUAUGGCUUCGAUGGCCUAUGACACUCCAUUGCAUACUCCUACUCCAGGAGGUCCAGUAACUAUACCUGGUUUAAAAGGUCCAUUACCACCAAAUGUCCAAUCCAUAGCUGAUCUUCCGUUUAAACAACAGAUGAAAUUACAAUUUGCUGAUAUGGGGAAGAGAUCAUAUUCAAGUGCCAAAAAUUUUGGGUUUAUGGGUAUGAUUUAUUCUGGAACAGAGUGUGUUGUAGAAUCUGUUAGAGCUAAAAAUGAUAUUUAUAAUGGUGUCCUUGCUGGUUGUAUCACUGGUGGUGGGUUAGCAUUCAAGAGUGGACCUCAGGCAGCACUGAUAGGUUGCGCAGGUUUUGCUGCAUUUUCAACGGCAAUUGACCUAUACAUGAGGAGUGAAGAUGGCAGACCACCUAAAAAUGACUUUGAUGAAUGA